Messenger RNA from Aspergillus costaricaensis CBS 115574, 1783 nucleotides. RefSeq names its product SAGA-associated factor 29 family protein. Gene Ontology annotation, cellular component: SAGA complex. The record is from RefSeq and is a predicted model, not a curated record. NCBI's taxonomy places the organism in Eukaryota, Fungi, Ascomycota, Eurotiomycetes, Eurotiales, Aspergillaceae. Bases 1 to 1449 code for a protein of 482 amino acids. The transcript is spliced from 3 exons.
AUGGGAUCUGCCAAUCAAAGAGUCCCAUGGGGCGCAAAGCGCUUACCGACUAGCCGCGAAGGGAAGCUCUCCGCCCAAGGAACAGCUUCGCAGUCGGAUGCUCAGCAUGACGGGGUCCCUGAAGCUCAGGUUCCCGUGUCUCCUCCGUCCCAAUCAGUCGGGCCCAACAGGUUUUCCACCCCGGACAAUCCGUUUUCUGCAAAGCCUCAGAGUGUCUCUCCUGUUCGUCCCCACAACCUCAGACAAGGUGCUGCCCGUGGUACUCGAAGCUCUGCCCGGCAGGAUAUCCUUUCUACCUUCGAAUGGGAGGCUCUAGCUAUCGAGAAAUCGAGAGACUCCGCCCCCGUUGCAACCUCGGCUAAAACCAGGAAUAGCCAACUAAGGGCUACUACGACUGCUGCUGCUACAGCUAGGGACCAGAGCUCACCUUCCAAGAAACCCAAGAAAAUGUCCCGGAAUCGGCCUAGAGGUCCUCCAGUCCCCAGGGACAACGGACUGGCGGCCAAUGAAGAGACUGACAUGUGGAACAAGAUCCUCCAGGACCUUCGCAAAGCGAAGGAGAAGAAUGACAAGCAGAAGACGCUGGCAGAUCAGAUCGCCGCCUUGAACGAGAAGAUCGGUAAAGAGGGUGGAAAACCUUCUCUCAGCGAGCACGAUCAGCUCGAUAGUCUCUAUCGACAAAUGUCAAAGCUGUGCGACGAUGAGAGAGCCAUUCUGCAGGAUGAGCCUAGCGAUGUUAUCAAGAACUUGGGUCUCCUGACCGCACUUCGACAGGCCUCCGAAGCGGAGGCCCCUCAAAAUCGCGCUGCUACGUUGUCCAAGUCGCGGAAGAAGCGCAAUGAACUGGAUGGGUCAGCAACUGACUCGCCUGGGCCCUCCACUACGGCCUUGCCAGAUAAGGUCGGUCGCACGAAAGGCGGCGUUCAGCGUAGUACCAGUGUUUCCAGCACUCAGGUCCGUGACAGCCGCGACAUUCGCGACAGCGGUGUGUAUGUUAAAGUAGAAGAAGGCACCGAGGGUACCAAGGGUACCCUUGCAGAGCGCAACGGACACCUGGUGGUUGGGGCGGAGGUUGUCUUCAAACACAACAAGAACAAACAAGGGGUCGAAGGCGAGGGCAUUCAGUGCAUUAUCAAGGGGAUCUCUGGGGAUGGAGUGAAAAAACGGUAUGACGUGCAGGACCCGGAGCCAAACGAGAACGGUGAACAGGGAGCUGUUUACAAAACCACUGCCGCAUCUUUGAUCCCCAUUCCCCAGAUGGGGUCAGCCUUGCCAUCAUUCCCAGUAGGGAAGCAAGUUUUGGCGAGAUAUCCAGACACGACCACGUUCUAUCGUGCGGAAGUCAUGGGUUCCAAGAAGGAUGUCUACCGUCUCAAGUUUGAGGGCGAAGAAGAUGAUAAAGAGAUGGAGGUAGAUCGACGCUUUGUACUUGAUAUACCUGGGAAGUAGAACCAGUCUUGGGAUGUCAAUGUUACACUACGAGAGAUCUACGGAGCGAUGCCUUCCCCUCAAGUGACAGCGCCAGUAAGAGUAUGAAACUGCCCCCAAGUGGGCAGGCGAACAAGACAGGAGCAAGGCACAAAAGACGGAGUGAAAAGAAAGGAUUGACAGGGAAACAGGGGCAAAACGAAGAAGAGAUUUGCACCAUGGUCGGUUGCACUAUAUUUUGAUACCCAUUCAUUGAGCUGGAAUGUUUCAAUUUGGCGGGUGAGGCGGGAUUUACGGAGUUCGGUUUGCUUUGAUGAGUGGGAUGAUCGCCACAAAUUGGCUGGUUAUGUUUGAG